Messenger RNA from Cyclopterus lumpus (lumpfish), 2423 nucleotides. Its product is annotated as neuroendocrine convertase 1-like. Gene Ontology annotation, molecular function: serine-type endopeptidase activity. The coding region runs from base 195 to 2423 and encodes 742 amino acids. Gene Ontology annotation, biological process: peptide hormone processing. NCBI's taxonomy places the organism in Eukaryota, Metazoa, Chordata, Actinopteri, Perciformes, Cyclopteridae. The record is from RefSeq and is a predicted model, not a curated record. The transcript is spliced from 20 exons. Gene Ontology annotation, cellular component: Golgi membrane; trans-Golgi network.
GUGUGAAUGCGCUGUCGCCAGGAAAGGAAAGGUGUUUUCCAUGUCUCCCUGAUUGGAGCUCGUGCAGGUUGGAGCUGGGCGGAGCUAAGCUGAGGCUGGACCCUUUUUCCUAAUGACUUGGUGACCGUAGGAGAAGGACAGGUGUAUAUAAUUACCUUAACGAUGGCUCUGUUCCCGUCAGGUGCCCAGUCUCCAUGUUCAGUGCAGUCCUGCUCGUGCUUGGCUGCCUGCUGCAGAGGAACCUAGUGACCACAGAGGGGCAUCGUGGGACCAACCGCCAUGUCUUCUAUGCAGUGCAAAUGGACGGAGGCACCGGAGGCACCGGAGCCGCCAGGGCCCUGGCUGAGAGGCACGGACUGGAGUUCAUACAUCGGGUUGGCAGCCUUGAGGAUGUGUACACCCUUAGAGACAGCAGGGGGCGCACUGACAGAGCCACCUUUGAGAGCAGACUUUCUACUGCAAUAGGGGUUCAGCAGGUGCAGAGGCAGCACGGUCAUUAUAGAGACAAGCGGGUUCCUUUGACGGGACUGGACCUCAGAACCACUCACGGUUCCCAGAGGAGAGAGUCUGCAUCCGACAGGCAGCCGGAGGAGAAUAAGAGUGACCAGUCCCUCACCUUCAAUGACCCGCUCUGGCCCAUGCAGUGGGAACUGUUUGCACAGGGCGAGUACAACUCCAGCGGGGUUGACCUGAAUGUGAUGCCGGUUUGGAUCAACAACGUCACCGGUGACGGAGUGGUGGUCAGCAUCAUUGAUGACGGUGUUGAUCACACAAACAAAGACCUGAAGAGAAACUUUGAAGCCCUCGCAAGUUUUGACCUGCACGCUUCACACGGUCCGUCACAUGAUCCGAUGCCAGUUAGAGACGAGGAGAAUAGUCACGGGACCCGAUGUGCAGGGGAGGUUGCCAUGGAGGCCAACAACUCCUACUGCGGUGUGGGCAUCGCCUUUAAUGCCAGGAUCGGAGGUAUCCGCUUGCUGGGCGGCUCUGUCACCGAUGCCAUGGAGGCCACGGCGCUGACCUUCAACAUCCACUUCAUCGACAUCUACGUGUGCAGCUGGGGCCCGCGAGACGACGGGGCCACGGUGGACGGGCCGCACGGGCUGACGGCGCGCGCCCUCCGCCUCGGAGCGCACGAGGGCCGAGGUGGGAAGGGCAGCAUCUUUGUGUGGGCGGCAGGUAAUGGCGGAAUGCAACGGGACCACUGCGGCGCGGACGGCUAUGUCAACUCCAUCUACAACAUCGCCAUCGGCGCCGUCUCUCAAACCGGGAAGCCCGCCUUCUUCGGCGAGGCCUGCCCCGGUGUGAUGGCCGUCACUCUGACCGGGUCCGGCGUGGGAGGCUCACUACCUCUGGUUAGUGUCACCGUGACCAACAUGGACGACGGCUGCGUCACACACUUUCCGGGAACAUCCAGCGCCGCUCCGAUCGCUGCGGGGAUCCUGGCUCUUUCGCUGGAAGUGAAUCCCGAGCUGACGUGGAGGGAUGCUCAGCAUCUGAUCGCCAAGACGGCGAAGAUCCCCGACCCCAAAGAGCCUGGCUGGAACAUCAACGCGGCAGGAUACCAUGUCCACCAUAGGUAUGGUUUCGGUGUGUUGGAUGCAGGGCUGAUGGCGCAGCAGGCCGCACACUUCAACGCCGUGACUCCCCAGAGGAAGUGCAUGCAAGAAGGCACGCUCCAUCCUACCAGGAUCCUUUCCCCAGGAGGCGUGGUCAGUGUAAACAUUCAAUCAGACGCCUGCCUCGGGAGCACUGAUGAGAUCAACGCUCUGGAGCACGUUCAGGUGAGAGCGAGCGUCAACAGCGUGUGUCGCGGUGACCUCUCCAUCAGCCUGGAGUCUCCAGCUGGCACCGUGUCCCUGCUGUUGGAUACGCGGCCCAACGACGCCUCCUCUGCUGGCCUGAAAAACUGGACCCUGAUGACGGUGCACUGCUGGGGGGAGCAGCCACGGGGCCUCUGGACCCUCCAGGUGACUGACCACAAAGGCAGCGUGAUGGGCUGUACGAGGCCGGGCGACGAAGAGGCAUCCGGAGCCGUGCUCCGUGCUACACUCAUCCUCUACGGCACCUACCACCCACACAGGACCGCGCACGAGGGACCCCUGCAGAGCAUUGUGUCCAUGGGGUCGCGUCACCCCGUCCCCCUCAGGGGGGUGUACCAGAGGGGCCGUUACCAACCUCUGGACCUGAUUCAAUGGGUCUACCAAAUGGAGAGAGACAGGAAGGUGCGGGCAGCUGAUAUCAGGGUCCCAGCCAGACACAAGAAGCCCUCCAUGGAGUCAAGAAGGAGUGUGAAGGAGCCUCAUGGGACCAAGACCAUCGGGGACAAUGUGGACAGAGAGAACAGCUCCUUACCGUCACAGAGUCUCCAGGAUGUCGUCAGCAGUCGGACUCUUCCGGUCCACGAGGAGGAGAAACUGUGA